Molecule: messenger RNA, 627 nt
Organism: Paramuricea clavata
Lineage: Eukaryota; Metazoa; Cnidaria; Anthozoa; Malacalcyonacea; Plexauridae
Source: the annotation of a GenBank genome assembly
AUGGGAAAAAGGGCCGGGGCAGUUGUUGCGCCUUUCGGGGAAGAAACGAAGACACUGUGGGCACAAUGGGACAGUCUUCGUUUGGUCGAUGGAAUUAUGUAUCGGGUUUGGGAACAUCCAAGCGCUAGUGACGAGACCUUGCAAAUUGUGGUGCCUAAAACUCUACGAAAACAGAUAUUUGACUUUCUGCAUGAUUCGAAAACGGGAGGACAUUUUGGUAUCAAUAAAACAAUCGGAAAGAUAAAAGAAAAAUUUUAUUGUCCGAAGUUACGAGAUAAUGUUAAAAAGUUGUGCGCUCAGUGUGAUUUAUGUUCUGCAAGAAAAGGUCCGUCGAGGAAGAUAAAGGCGCCAUUAGCUUCCUACGUGGUGGGAUCGCCAAUGGAACGAGUGGCUGUAGACGUCUUGGGACCGUUACCAGUUUCUGAGAAUGGCAACAAGUAUAUUUCUAUCGCUAUGGAUUACUUUACAAAAUGCCCGGAAGCAUAUGCACUUCCCAACCAGAAGGCAGAAACAGUAGCGAAGGUAUUGGUGGAUCAAUUCGUUUCUCGUUUUGGGACGCCUGUUGAAUUACACUCAGACCAGAGGAGGAACUUUGAGUCUCGGGUAUUUUCUGAAAUUAAUGUGUAA